Nematocida ausubeli is the source of this 684-nucleotide messenger RNA. RefSeq lists its product as uncharacterized. Lineage: Eukaryota; Fungi; Microsporidia. The transcript has a single exon. The record is from RefSeq and is a predicted model, not a curated record. Bases 1 to 684 code for a protein of 227 amino acids.
AUGCAGUAUAUCUUAAGAGCUCUAAACACUAUUAUGUGGACACAUGCGUACAGAUGCACUUUUCUUGUAGAAGAAAAUGAGUCCAGCUUGCAAAAUAACUUAGUUAUAGACGUCCACUCACCAAUUGCUAAUAAAGACAAUUCUAGUAUAGAGAAGAAAAUAGAAAGCCCGAGUUUAGAUCCACUUGAUUCAGAAGAAAGAAAAUAUUUGGGUCGGCGUGCUUUUAAACAAACAAUUCGUGAGAUAAAGAAAAUAAAAGUACAUAAUGGGCAUCUAUACCGAUGUAGUAGUUAUGCACUAGCGUAUGGCUUUUUAAACUUUACAUUAGAUACAAACAAGAUAUUUGAAAAAGAAGAAAAUCCAAGCAUAAAUACUCAGAAUCCGGCAGAAUUAAAUAGUACAGAGAGUGUGGCCUCAACAAGUAACAAUAAUAUGCCAGCUAAACCCAUGUGUUAUAGCUGUAUACACAAUAAUUCCUCAAAGAAUAGCUCACAGGAAAAAAUUCACUGGUGCACAUGCAUAAGACCAAAAGCCCAAACAGAAAAGCCUUCUAGAAAGCGAUCUAGAAAACGCCCUAGAAAACGCUCUAGAAAGCGCGUUAAAAAUACUAAGAAUUCUUGUAAUACAAGUAAUGCUAUAGACAGUAGUAUUUUUAAUUCCACAGAUACAAAUAAUUUAUUCUAG